Helicoverpa zea (corn earworm) is the source of this 2291-nucleotide messenger RNA. RefSeq names its product putative nuclease HARBI1. The transcript is spliced from 5 exons. Lineage: Eukaryota; Metazoa; Arthropoda; Insecta; Lepidoptera; Noctuidae. The coding region runs from base 75 to 1499 and encodes 474 amino acids. The record is from RefSeq and is a predicted model, not a curated record.
UCAAAUUGUGCUUGACAAACAAAAAUCCAAGCUGCGUUUAUUUUAUUUCAAAAUAAACUUUAUACACAGUAAAAAUGGCCGAAAAACCACCGGAGGAAGGCUACAUAUCGGUAGUAGAUGAAGAACCAGAAAUUUUCGAGUUGCUUAAAUGGGAUACGUCGCAUACUCAAAAACCAGAACAGCCACCGCGGCCUAUUGAAAAACCAAGGAGUCCCGAGAAAAGAGUUUUGAAGCCCGCGGAAUGCGAUCCUUUCGAUUUAAACGAAUCUUCUUUUAUAGAAACUUAUAGAUUGUCUAAAGAUUUAACAAGAGAUUUGUGCGAAGAGUUGAAGCCUGUGAUGCCUGAUUCAACGAAAUCAAUUGAAUUCUCUAUUGAAAGUAAAGUAUUAGCAGCUCUAGCAUUCUAUGCAUCAGGUAAAUACCAGAAGACCAUCGGAGGCAGAGGGGACCCUAGCAUCACGCAGUACUUUGUGGGCACUGCCGUCCUGCAGGUCACAGAGGCUAUGAACCAUCCCUCGAUUGUGAAGAAGUACAUACACUUCCCCCAUUUGAGGCAGGAGAGGGAUAUUAUUAAGGCCAAAUUCUACAUGAAGUAUGGCAUACCCAAUGUGGUAGGGUGUGUGGAUUGCACUCAUGUGCCAAUGGCUCGGCCUGAUGAUGAUCAGAAGAGCCACUUCAAUAAGUCUUACCAUUCCAAAAAAGUGCAGAUUAUCUGCGACAGUGACUCAACAAUAAUAAGCGUGGACGCGACGGCUGGCGGCUCGUAUUCACACGACAACAUACUGAACAGACACGCCGUCAGAGUCGAUCUGGAUAGCCUCAACCAUUCCGGAGAACCUUGCUGGCUUAUUGGUGGUCCACAUUACACCCAAAAGACAUACGUAAUGACACCCAUCCCGAAAAUAACAAAGAAGUCACCAGUUUCACCAGAAAAGUAUUACUCAAACAUUCACGCACAAGCGCACGGCGCAGUCCUCGAAACUAUUAAACAGCUGAAGACAAGGUGGAAAUGUCUUCAAGCCAACUCCAACAAACAGUUUGACCCACCCACAGUAGCCAUGAUGAUUGUAGCUUGCUGUGUACUACAUAACAUGUGCAAUCGUAGAGGCUUACCCAUAGUUCCUAUGACCCAAACCGAAGAACGUUUGGAAGCCAUGAAACAGAAGGUAGCCAAUGGCCCCAUACCUAGGAAGCAAGUUGAAGAUGUAAAUGGUACACAGGCAAGAGCAAGAUUAGUUGAAAGACUGUGGAAUGAACGUAGGAUUGCACCGGAAUGUGCUCCUAAGAAACGAAUGUCGAAGAAGGACAGGAUAUUGGAGAACCACCAGGGUCAGUUGCGUCAUCAGAUGCAACCUCCUCAGCAAAUGAACCAUCCGCCGCAGCAGUUGCAUCAGAGUCACCAUGAAGAUAUGAGUAAGAGACCCCGUAUUAUUUCUAUGACGACCCCCACGUAUAGUUUAGGAGUGCCCUCCGGAUGGGGUCACUAUCCACAACACUGAGGGGGUCAUUGGGUAUUGUCUGAGGCAGGAACGUCAGUAAGAGAAUGGUAAUACGCUAAGCGUGUACCUGUAUUGGCAUAGAGAAGCAGAUUCUUUGAUUCCCGCAUCGGGAGAGAUAAGCCUUAAAAUUAUGAAGACAAAUUACAAACUUUUAUUAUUUCUUCUGGUCAAGGCUAUUUUCAUAUAUUUCUGGAUACGUCUCAGUUAAAAUGAUCAUUCGAAUAGAUUGUGCGGAUCUGGUAGCCAAUGCCUACUUUGAUGGUGGUAAAAAAGUGGCCAAAAGGGUCUAUAUUAUUUGCGGUAUUUUGUGACAAAUGGCUAUGUAAGGUCUCCGCAGUAUUGCCUAUAAAAACGUAAAAUGUAACAGUGAGAUUAUGAAUUUGAUGAUUUUUUAUAUACAUUUUUAUUAAGGUAGCUUUAGAUUUAAAAGUUUUGUUAUAGUAUUCUUAACAUUCGAUUUGAAAUGUACGAAUAUGAGACAAACUGAUAAUUUGUAGAAUUUAUGCAUAAAUCCUAAAUAUUUAUUAAAAGACUACUCUGAAUAAUAUGUAUGUUUCAUAAAGACUUGACAAUGUUUUUUAUUAUAAUCUUUUUUUAUAAUGAUAGUAAGUUAUAUUAUUAACUUUAUACAAGUAUACAUUGUGUUUGUCCAUUUAUGUUUGUUUUUUUUUAGUAAAAAAAGACAUUUUGCGUAAACCGUUGAGUAUUAAUUUAGUGAAGAAUUGGAAGGCAUCUCAAAGGACAUAUUGUAUAACCUUAGUUUUUAUGAAGAAAUACACGCUGUGUAAAUAU